This is a messenger RNA of Strongylus vulgaris, 477 nucleotides long. The record is from the annotation of a GenBank genome assembly. Lineage: Eukaryota; Metazoa; Nematoda; Chromadorea; Rhabditida; Strongylidae.
AUGGCUCAAAGGGAUUAUCUUGGGAACAAGCCUAUUAAACUCACACAAGCACGAAAUUUGGGUGGUGCAUCACGCGUUGCUAAAGGCAAAAACGUCGAAAGAGAACAACCAGCAACUGGUACAACUUCAUUGGUGAAGGAAGGGCAUAGACUCAAACAAAUGGAGAAUUAUGCCUGGAGAAAAGAUCUGGGCCAGAACCUCGGUCUGUUAAAUCUGCAGCCAGAUAACUAUCAAGAGCUGAUCCACGCGGACGUGCUAUCACCGGCGCAUCAAGAGAAGGUUUCUCUACAGGAACCGCAAAAAGUGGAGCUUAUGCCUAUUGAAGAUGAGCAUGUUCGUGACGAGUACGUUGUGCAAAUAUCAGCACGAAGUGAAGAAGUUCUUUUUGGAGAAUCACAGAAAGCGGGACUGGUACAUAUUGAUGACGAGGAGAUACAAGAGUUCAUUAAAGAACUACCACCAGCAGAAUGCGAAGAG